GGGGUCUCGCCUGGCCGCGGCUGCUGCUGCCCGGAGCGCGGAGGCGGCGGGAGGGAGCCAUGCUGCGAUGCCUGCUCCAGCGCGCCUGCAGCCUGCCCGGCGGCGAGAGGGGCGACAAGGCCAGCGACCCCCUGGCCAGCCUCACCUUCCGAGGGGUGAAGAAGAGAACCAAAGUGAUUAAGAACAACGUCAACCCCGUGUGGAACGAGGGCUUUGAAUGGGACCUGAAAGGCAUCCCCUUAGACCAGACUGCUGAGCUGUACGUGGUGGUCAAAGACCAUGAGACCAUGGGAAGAAACAGGUUUUUGGGCGAAGCCCACGUGCCCCUUCGAGGCGCCCUGGUUUCUCCACACCUGGCUGCCAGCUUCAGCGUGCCUUUGCUGGAUGCCAAGCGGCAGAGCACAGGGGCCACCCUGAUCCUGCAAGUCUCCUACGUGCCUCCUCCGGGGACAGCUCCUUCCUUUGCUCCUCCUGCCCCUCUUGAGCCAAACCCAACUCCUGUGGAGCUGGACACUGUCACAGACACGGCUGGGGAGGAAGAGGGGGAAAGUCACCUGGGAACGAGAGAUGAAGAGGAGCCGUCUGCGGGGCCGGCAGCCCCAGAUCAGCCCCCCCUCCCCAAGAAGCCUCCGUUGCACCCGGUUCAUGGGACCAAGAGGAGAAGAAGCACUUCCCAAAAGCUGCUGUCCAACAAACCUCAGGACUUCCAGAUCAGGGUGCGAAUCAUUGAAGGGCGGCAGCUUCCUGGAGUCAACUUGAAGCCUGUCGUGAAAGUCACGGCUGCAGGACAAACCAAGAGAACCAGGAUCCGGAAAGGGAGUGGCCCCCUCUUUGAUGAGACCUUUUUCUUCAAUGUCUUUGAGUCUCCCAUGGAGCUGUUCGAUGAGCCCAUUUUCAUCACGGUUUUUGAUUCCCGUUCUCUUCGAACGGACUCUGUCAUUGGAGAAUUCCGGAUGGACGUUGGGACAAUUUAUGCCGAACCCAGGCACGCCUUCUUGCGAAAGUGGCUGCUGCUUUCGGACCCGGAGGAUUUUUCGGCAGGCGCGAAAGGCUACUUGAAGGUCAGCCUGUGUGUCCUGGGGACUGGCGAUGAAGCGCCUAUGGAUAAAAAGGAAGGUGUCGAAGAGAAGGAAGACAUUGAGGGCAACAUUCUCCGGCCGACAGGAGUGUGCCUCAGAGGGGCCCACUUCUCCCUCAGAAUCUACAGAGCCGAAGACCUGCCCCAGAUGGAUGAUGCCAUCCUAGACAGUGUCAAGCAGAUCUUUGGAUUUGAGAGCAGCAAGAAGAAUUUAGUAGAUCCAUUUGUGGAAGUUUCCUUUGCUGGCAAAACGCUCUGCAGCAAAGUCCUGGAGAAGACUGCCAACCCUCAGUGGAAUCAAACCAUCACUGUACCAGCCAUGUUCCCCUCCAUGUGUGAGAAGAUGAGGAUCCGGGUGGUUGACUGGGACCGCGUCACUCACAACGAUAUCGUGGGCACCAGCUCUCUGUGCAUGUCUCGGAUCUCGGCCCCAGGAGGGGAGCUGGAAGGUAUUGCUGCCAUCAGGUCUGGCCUCUCAAACACUGAGAGUAUACCUCUCUCUGUUGGCUGGAAUUCCCACCUGAAAUACCAUAAAGCGGAUUCUUUUAAGCGCUUGCGUUGGAGGCGCCGGAUGGAGCCCCUGGAGCAGACAGGAGCAGCCGCUGUCUUUGCGCUGGAAGGUGCCCUGGGUGGAGUGACGGAGGACAAGAAUGACGACGGCAAAUCAGUGUCCACGCUCAACUUUGGUGUGAAUCGGCCAACCAUUUCCUGCAUAUUUGACUACGGGAGCCGCUACCAUCUGCGCUGCUACAUUUAUCAAGCGCGGGAUCUGAUCGCUAUGGACAAAGACAGCUUUUCAGAUCCCUACGCCAUCGUCUCCUUCCUUCACCAAAGCCAGAAGACCGUAGUGGCUAAAAACACACUGAACCCCACCUGGGACCAGACACUCAUCUUCUAUGAGAUCGAGAUCUUCGGAGAUCCCGAGAGCGUGGCCGGCUCCCCUCCCUGUGUUGUAGUGGAGAUCUAUGACCAUGACACCUACGGUGCUGACGAAUUCAUGGGUCGCUGCAUCUGCAAGCCGAGCAUGGACCGCACACCAAGGCUGUCCUGGUAUUCCAUCAUCAUGGGCAGCCAGAAAGCAGGGGAGCUGCUGGCAGCAUUUGAGCUCAUUCAGAGGGAGAAGCCGGCCAUCCACCACAUCCCUGGCUUUGAGACCGAGAUGCCGACUAUUUUGGAUGAGUCUGCAGAUUUGGAUCUGCCGUAUCCACCACCGCAGAGAGAAGCCAACAUCUACAUGGUCCCUCAAGGAAUCAAACCUGUCCUUCAACGUACAGCCAUUGAGAUCUUGGCCUGGGGGCUGCGGAACGUGAAGAGCUACCAGCUGUCCAGUGUCUCUUCCCCCAGUCUCCUGGUGGAGUGUGGGGGGCAGGUGGUCCAGUCCUGCGUCAUCAGGAACCCGAAGAAAAACCCCAACUUUGAUGUCUCCGUUCUCUUCAUGGAAGUGCGCUUGCCCAGGGAAGAUCUGUACUGCCCGCCCAUUGUCAUCAAAGUCAUCGACAACAGGCCCUUUGGGCGCAAGCCCGUGGUGGGGCAGUGCACCAUCCCCUCCUUGGAGGCUUUCUGCUGUGAUCCCUACACCGAGGAGGCGGAAAUUGCUGCAAUACAGCAAGAUGACGUGAGCAUCACUCCUAGAGAUGACGUGCUGAUUGAGAUCGAUGACAAAGAACCUCUCAUUCCUAUCCAGGAAGAAGAACUCAUUGACUGGUGGAGCAAGUUCUACGCUUCCACAGGCGAGAGAGAGAAAUGUGGCGCCUACCUAGAGAAGGGCUUUGACACUCUGAAGGUCUUUGAAAUGGAAUUGGAGAACGUAGAGGACUAUGGGGGCCUCUCAGAUUUCUGCCACACCUUUAAGCUGUACCGCGGCAAGACACAGGAUGCCAGUGAAGACCCCACGGUGGUUGGGGAAUUCAAGGGCUCCUUCAAGAUCUACCCUCUGCCAGAUGAUCCCACGGUGCCCCUUCCCCCUCGCCAGUUCCAUCAGCUUCCAGCCAGAGGCCCUCAGGAAUGCCUCGUCAGGGUUUAUAUUAUUCGGGCCUUUGAUCUCCAGCCGAAAGACCCAAAUGGAAAGUGUGAUCCAUAUGUGAAGAUUUCCAUGGGGAAGAAAUCCAUCAAUGAUCAGGAGCAUUAUGUCCCAUGCACUCUGGAUCCUGUCUUUGGAAAGAUGUUUGAGCUGACUUGCACUUUGCCUCUGGAGAAGGAUCUGAAGGUCUCCCUCUAUGACUAUGACCUCUUGUCCAAGGAUGAGAAGAUCGGGCAGACCACCAUCGACCUGGAGAAUCGGUUCCUGUCCAGAUUUGGGGCUCGCUGUGGUCUGCCCCAAACUUACUGCAGCUCCGGUCCCAACCAGUGGAGGGACCAACUGCGGCCUACCCAGCUGCUCCACCUCUUUGCCUUGCGUCACAACUGCAAAGCGCCCGUCUACAAGCCGGACCGGAUCAUCUUCAGGGAUCAAGCCUACAGCCUCUCCAGCUUGGAGGAUGGCAAACCCCCAAACCCGCACCUGGGGCCUGUGGAAGAGAGGCUGGCUUUGUAUGCCCUGAAGAAGCAAGGCCUGGUGCCCGAGCACGUGGAGACCAGGCGGCUGUACAGCCCCCUGCAGCCAGACAUUGAACAGGGAAAACUUCAGAUGUGGGUGGACCUUUUCCCCAAAUCCCUCGGUGCUCCUGGCCCACCGUUCAACGUGACCCCACGGAAAGCCAAGAGGUUCUACCUGCGCUGCAUCAUCUGGAAUGCCAAAGACGUCCUCCUGGAUGACCUCAGCAUCACGGGCGAGAAGAUGAGCGACAUCUACGUGAAAGGGUGGCUGGUUGGCUAUGAGGAGAACAAGCAGAAGACAGACGUCCAUUACAGGUCAAUGGGGGGCGAAGGGAACUUCAACUGGAGGUUCGUGUUCCCCUUUGACUACCUACCAGCCGAACAGGUCUGCUACGUGGCUAAGAAGGAGCAUUUCUGGAGUUUGGACAAGACCGAGAACAAAGUGGCCCCCCGGCUGGUCCUCCAGGUGUGGGACAACGAUAAAUUUUCUUUUGAUGACUACCUGGGCUCUAUCCAGCUGGAUCUGAACCGCAUGCUGAAACCAGCCAAGACAGCCGAGAAAUGCUCCUUAGACAUGCUGGAGGACCCGGCGAGACUUGUCUCUCUCUUUGAGCAGAAGACUGUGAAGGGCUGGUGGCCCUGUGUGGCAGAAGAGCAGGAGAAAAGGAUCAUUGCGGGAAAGCUGGAAAUGACCCUGGAGAUUGUCAACGAGCAGGAAGACGAGGAGAGGCCGGCAGGGCUGGGUCGGGAUGAACCGAAUAUGAACCCUAAGCUGGAAGACCCCAAGCGCCCAGAGACCUCUUUCCUGUGGUUCACCUCUCCAUACAAGACUCUGAAAUACAUCCUGUGGAGAAGGUUCAAGUGGGUCUUCCUCAUCGUCCUGAUCCUCUUCAUUCUUCUGCUGUUCCUAGGGAUCUUCAUCUACGCCUUCCCGAACUAUGCGGCUAUGAAACUCGUGAAGCCCUUCAGCUGAGCCACCAGCAACCCGAGCCAUAGAUGGCACGAGAAGAGCCUGGCCCACCUGUCGUCCCACCUGUCAGUGCCUUCCCACGGGUGUGACCCAGCCUCCCGUUACAGUGGUGCAACAUGGGAAGUGAUGGCUGUGCCUCCUCGCAGGGGGUUGGCCCUCCUCUGCCCUCCAUGCCCUGAAAAACACUGCUCAGGGAACCUGGCUGAAUUGGCAAACCACACCUGGAUUUCCCUUUCCACCCUCCUUUCUCUGCUCAUUCCUGGCUGCUGGCUUGCCAUCCGGGGUCUCACAAAGGGUCAAGCGGGCCUGGCUGAAGGAAAACAUCUGAAGCUGACCUCUGCACACCAUUCCUUCUUCCAACCUCUGCAGGGGGCUCUUGUCCUGUCCACAGAAGAAGAAGAGUUUGGAUUUAUAUCCCCCCUUUCUCUCCUGUAGGAGACUCAAAGGGGCUGACAAUCUCCUCUCCCUUUCCCCCAACC
Molecule: messenger RNA, 5062 nt
Organism: Sphaerodactylus townsendi
Lineage: Eukaryota; Metazoa; Chordata; Lepidosauria; Squamata; Sphaerodactylidae
Gene: DYSF
Product: dysferlin
Biological process (GO): vesicle fusion; T-tubule organization; negative regulation of phagocytosis
Cellular component (GO): T-tubule; cytoplasmic vesicle
Molecular function (GO): calcium ion binding; calcium-dependent phospholipid binding
Source: RefSeq, a predicted model, not a curated record